CGGAGUGUGUGUAGAGGAAGUGGCGGCUGAUCCGGGUCCGCACCUUUUCCGGUAACACAGCCCCGCCACAGCUCGACUGAACGGCCGCAGAGAGAGAGGGAGGAAGAGCGACGGAGAGAGCGGCAAGAGCGGGGAGAAACGGCCCGGGGACGGAGGGGAGAUCGCCGCGAACGCAGGGGGAAGAGGAGAAGAAAGUCGGAUGAAUCAAUGACCUUUUGGGGAGCUCUUCCUCUGGAGGUCCCGCGGCAGAAACGCACCGGAGUGCUCGUGAGAAGAAGGGGGGAAAAACCCGGGGCUGUGAAAUCCAUCGACUGGAUUUGAGUGAAGGCAAGUGUGGAGCUGCCGAAGGAGGAAGUGGGAACCCGGGCUCAGGACUGGGCCUGAUUCACCUACUGAAGGCUUCUGGUGGACAUCUCCAGCAGAUCCGCCUGGUUCCUGAAGGAGAAAUAAGUCCUGUAAUGUGGCCUCAGCUGCUCUGAAGCCGUCGGGGGAUGCACAUUUUUUUUUUUUUAACCUCUUCCAGUGGAUCAUGAAAAUAUAUCCCCACCCAAAUCUACCAGGGCUCCACACACGCUGCUCACAGUGAGUCACCAUCUCAGGUCACAUCACCUCAGUCCAACACAAUUGUACAACUCAAACUUGAAAGUCAGCACCUUUUGAAUACUGACACUUGUGUGAGCCCACCGCGGCCGUCACGUGGAAGGCUCCCAGCACACACUGACACUCUGACCUCUCCCACUUGGACUGUGUCUCAUUAGAGAAGUGAUUUUUUUUUUUUUUUAAACCCAAGUAUUUAUGCACAGCAAACAACAUGGGCAAAAUCCUGUCAAAGAUCUUUGGCAACAAGGAGAUGAGAAUAUUGAUGCUUGGACUUGACGCCGCCGGCAAGACGACCAUCCUGUACAAGCUGAAGCUGGGACAGUCGGUCACCACCAUCCCCACGGUGGGCUUCAACGUGGAGACCGUCACCUACAAGAAUGUGAAGUUCAACGUUUGGGACGUGGGUGGGCAGGACAAGAUCCGGCCCCUCUGGAGACAUUACUACACCGGCACCCAGGGCCUCAUUUUCGUGGUGGACUGUGCCGACAGGGACAGGAUCGACGAGGCCAGGCAGGAGCUCCACCGCAUCAUCAACGACCGGGAGAUGCGGGACGCCAUCAUCCUGAUCUUCGCCAACAAGCAGGACCUGCCCGACGCCAUGAAGCCCCACGAGAUCCAGGAGAAGCUGGGCCUGACCCGGAUCCGCGAUAGGAAUUGGUACGUUCAGCCCGCGUGUGCGACCACGGGGGACGGACUAUGCGAAGGCCUCACCUGGCUUACCUCAAAUUACAAAUCUUAAUGUUGCUCCCACUUCACCAGCCUGGACACUUGGAGACAAAAAAAGUAGCUGAGAAUGAAAACACGAGUAAGAAAAAAAAAGAAAAAAAAAAUGCAAUCUGAAGCAAUUAAUACCACAACCUCUCUUCUGAGUAUAUCAAAGAGAGUAGCAAUUAUAAUUUGUUUUAUUUUCCUUUCCUUUUCUUUUUUUUGAUAAUGAUGACUUCACUAUAACCCCAGAUUUCAUUUAAACAAUUGUUUUACGCCUGGCUUUUCUUUUAGUUUGCUUUGGUUCACAUUCUGUAUAAUCAGUACUGUCUAAAUAUACAUUAAGCUUCAUUUCCAGCUCGUAUUGCAAAUACUUUUAUUGAUUUCCUCCUUUUUGGUAUCAUUUCGGGGACUUUGGGACACACACUUACCGUUUCGCCCCCACCCUGCCCGCUCAGCUCUCAUUCAGUAUUCUCACGACCCAGCUACAUAUCCAAAGGAUGGGGGUGGGGGUGGGGGGGGGACGUCCAGAAACCAUCGCCUAUAGCAUCAGCAUAUCACCUUUGUGGCUCAAACUGCCUCUGCAACGUGUAAGAAUGUGUACUGUGGAUAUGUUAGGACCUCGAAGAAGAAGAAAAGAAAAAAAAAUUAACUGUUUUCAUAUCUGAUUGUACUGGGAUGAAUGAGGAAACGUGUUAGUACUUAUUUCCUGUGCAGUGAUACAUCCAUCAUGUCGGCUGUGGCGGUUUGUUUUCAAAGACACUAUGUGGACGCUGGAUAUUCACACACACUGUGAUAUGGAUAUAUAUUUUUGUUGUUUCAGGGGUGUCAACCUGUUACCACCAGUCUUAUUAUUAUUGUUAUUAUUGCCUGUUUAUUCUUUUCCUCUCAGAGCUUCCAUUACUCUUGAGUAUUUUGUAGUUUCAGCUGCCUUAGGAGGGGGUCACAGAUGCCCCCUUCCCCAAAAAAAAAUAAAAAAAUCAAGACAGUUACUACAACAGAAGGUGUUCUCAAAAUGCUGAGUUUGCACUUUGGGGAGGGUGUGUUGGUGCGUGAAUGUGUUGGGUGGGUGUUCCGACGAGCUGGCUGUGCACCUUUUUAUUUUCUGUGACUGACUUUUGGGCCCCAGCGAGUGUUUACGAAUUUCCCAACCCCCCUGCCACCUCCAGUGUAGGUGCCUCAGUGACUGCUCCUCCUCCUCCUCUUCUUCUUCUUCUUUUUAUUCCAUCAUCACCUGCCUGUAGAGGUAAAGGUCCUCCAACACCAGCCUUCUGUGGAUUGUUUCUAGAUACUGCUCUAUUAUUUUAUUUUGUUCGCUUCCUUUUUCUCUGCUAAUGAAAUAAUAAAAAAAUAUAUCCAGAUCAGAA
Messenger RNA from Hippoglossus stenolepis (Pacific halibut), 2672 nucleotides. It is a transcript of the gene arf6a, whose product is annotated as ADP-ribosylation factor 6a. Bases 812 to 1339 code for a protein of 175 amino acids. The record is from RefSeq and is a predicted model, not a curated record. Gene Ontology annotation, biological process: vesicle-mediated transport; intracellular protein transport. The transcript has 2 exons. Gene Ontology annotation, molecular function: GTPase activity; GTP binding. NCBI's taxonomy places the organism in Eukaryota, Metazoa, Chordata, Actinopteri, Pleuronectiformes, Pleuronectidae. Gene Ontology annotation, cellular component: cytoplasm.